Molecule: messenger RNA, 1621 nt
Organism: Lutzomyia longipalpis
Lineage: Eukaryota; Metazoa; Arthropoda; Insecta; Diptera; Psychodidae
Product: cell growth-regulating nucleolar protein
Exons: 2
Coding region: 134-1501 (455 amino acids)
Biological process (GO): negative regulation of transcription by RNA polymerase II; rRNA processing
Cellular component (GO): nucleolus
Molecular function (GO): DNA binding
Source: RefSeq, a predicted model, not a curated record
CACAAUAGAAAUGUCACAACAAAUUACAAACUCCACGUGCUUUCUUAGAAAGUUUUCCAUUCAAUUUCGCUCAAUUGUGGCUAUUCCUUGAGGAUCUCCGCACUCUCCAGGUGUAAAGGAAUACGUGAACAGAAUGGUGGUCUUCACAUGUAAUCACUGUGGUGAGAGUUUGAAGAAGCAAGCUGUGGAAAAGCACUACAAGUGGCAGAAGUGCCAGGGUGCUCCGGUCUUUCUCACAUGUGUCGAUUGCCUCAAGGAUUUCCGGCAGGAUGAAUAUGUGGGACAUAUAAAAUGCAUCUCUGAAGCGGAAAGGUACUACGGCAAGGAUUAUCAAGCAAAACCAUCGCAGAAUAAGGGGCAAAAGAAGCAGGAAGCAUGGACGGAUAUAAUUCAGAGUGUUCUUCAGCGUGAUGAUCUCUCCACGAGACUCCGUGGGGUUCUGCAUACAUUGACAAAACAUCAGAAUGUCCCACGUAAAAAGCCCAAAUUUCUCAAUUUCAUGAAGAAUGUCUCCAAGCAGACAUCAGAAUACGAUGCCACGAGAAUCUUUGAUCUAAUUGAGGAAGCUUUCCAGAAGGCAAAGGAGGUACCAAAUGGGGAAUCUUCCAGCAAUGUAAAAGACAAAAAGACCACUGCAAAUGGCCAUGAGACGUCUGAGAAUGGCGAGAAUGGCAAUGAAGCUAAGGAGAAUGGAGAUUCCGAGGAGGUUCAGGAACAUUCUUUAGAAGACAAGAAGGAAAGUAACAGCAAAACUGAUAAAAAUGAGAAUGGAUUGGAAAAAAUCGCCCAAGAAGGGGAGCCACCCAAGAAGAAAAAGAAAAAGAAUAAAAACCCGGAGCCCAGCGAGCAGCUAUUGGAGCAUAAGGCUCCAGAGGCUUCAGUAGAUGAUGCAGUUGUAGGUGAUGUCCAGGAACAGGAAGAGAAGCCUAAGAAAAAACGAAAGAAGCAAGAAAACGGAGAUGCAGUGCAUGAUGAAAGUGUUCAGGAAGCUGCAGAGCCCAAGAUUCCAACAGAUAAUGGGGUAACGGAUAAUGUUCAGGAACAGGAAGAGAAGCCCAAGAAAAAACGGAAGAAGCAAGAAAACGGAGAUGCAGUGCAGGAUGAAAGUGUCCAGGAAGCUAUGGAACCCAAAAAGAAGAGGAAAAAGCAGCAGACCACUGAAGAUGUUGUAGAGGAGAAUAUGGAAAACAGCGAAAAGAUUCCAGAACAAAAAGAGUCUCCUGCCAAGACCAAAAAAAGGAAGGAAGUUAUGAAAUCAAUCAAAGAAUCUGAUGCAAAUCAAGUAAGUUUCCCCUGGAUGGAAACUAUAAGGAAAAUCUUGGAGAAGGCGGAAGGUAAUAUUUCGAAAGAGAAAUUGAAGAAACGUCUUCUGAAGAAAUAUCUAAAAUUGUAUCCGGAAUGUACGAGAAUUGAGAAAACAAUUGAUAUCGUGAUGUCCCGGAGGCUGCGGAAGAUAAAGGACGUCUCUGUGGAAGAUGGUUUGGUAACACUAAAGGCAUAAAAAGAGAUGCGCAACAAAAAAUAUGCCCAAAUUGGUAGAGAAUGAGAAAUUAUUGCUACGAUCAUCAUUGGCACAUUUAAAUGGAAGAUGAAAUAAAAUGUAAAACAUGAUUUUAACGAC